Molecule: messenger RNA, 1729 nt
Organism: Rhipicephalus sanguineus (brown dog tick)
Lineage: Eukaryota; Metazoa; Arthropoda; Arachnida; Ixodida; Ixodidae
Product: venom metalloproteinase antarease-like TtrivMP_A
Exons: 13
Coding region: 29-1672 (547 amino acids)
Biological process (GO): proteolysis
Molecular function (GO): metalloendopeptidase activity
Source: RefSeq, a predicted model, not a curated record
UGUAUAAUUAGAACAGAGCUCUCAUGACAUGAUACAAGGAAGCAUGGGAACUUUUUCGUUGGUGAAAGUGAACGUCAUGUCCAUCGCCGGCUUUUUCGCUGUCUUGAUACCUUUCGUCGAAGCUGCCAAAACAGCAAGGGUCGUUCACCCUAGGCUACUUGAAGAGCGGUCGUCCGACGGAGGUAUGGUUGUCAAGGUCCAUGAUGACUUGACCCUUAACCUGAGAAAAGGGUCGGUCGCAGCGCGGGAACUACGCGUCUUAACGGAAGAAAAUGGACGCCUCGUAACGCGAUUCUACAACGGGGAAGACAUUGAGAGAAACCUCUACGAAGAUGAACAGAAGAUCGCUUCAGUAAUGGUGACCAAGACUGGCAAUGGCGUCCGGAUGGAAGGAUUGGUUAGUCCAACUCACAGGAUAAAGCCAAUGCAGAUCUCAGAGAAGUCGGAAGGUGAAGUUGUUCCCCAUGAGAUUCACGAGAUUGAACACAAAAACAUGCUGGACAAAACCCUUACCUACAGAAGCAACGCCUCAGAUGUCAUUCCACGUGAACGACUGUUGCCGCGUAGGGUCAACGUUCCUGCGCUCAUCGUCAUAGAAGUGUUCGUUGUUUUAGACACGUGGCAUCACCGCCACUUCAAGAGCACAAAGCAUGCGCUUUGGUACCUAUGCGUCAUGAUCAACGCCGCGAACAUUAGGUACCGAGAUGCGUCAAAUCCAGGGGUACGACUUCUUCUUACCGGUGUGGAGAAAGCUGUGCAAGAAAACUACGUUGUGUCACCCCAAAAUGAUCAAGGCUAUCUCUUCGACGACGGAACGAUACCAAAGUUCAGAUUGCACGCUGUCUCGCAAAAGGCCGCGUACGGUCACCCAGAUGCUGUCUAUCUCAUGACCGGGCGCAACGUGUUUACAUUUUACCAGGGCAAAAUUACUGACGCCGGUUUAGGUAUCGGUUACGUCUGCGGUGUCUGCACAGGGUUCUACGUAGCAUUAGGAGAAGACAAUCCGGGACUUUUCAGCGGAACGCACACCUUCACCCACGAGAUGGCCCACCUCCUAGGUGCAAAGCACGACGGAGACGGCCCGAGCGUGGAUAUGCCAGGACAUCCUGGCGCAAAGCAGUGCUCGUGGAAUCUGGGGCAUAUUAUGAGCUACAUUAACAAUGGCCCUUCUCACCACCGGUUUUCAUCUUGCACCUUGGCACAGAUUAGCUUCGUUCUUAGCCGAGCAGGUGAAAAGUGCUGGAAGGUUCUAUCGGAAGGGACUUACGUGAGAAACGUAUACCCGGGAAUGGCAGUAACAUUUCAACAAUUCUGUGCGGUCUUGCCUUAUGACAAAGAAAACUCCACGUACGACUACGCCACUGUCAACCAAGCAACUUGCAGAGUGCGCUGCUAUUUCUACAAAAAGUACUGGUAUCAAGGAUAUAACGGUAUGGAAAGUGUCAGAGCAAAUUUUAACUACGAUGAAGAUGCACUGGACUAUAUGCCAUGUGGAGACAAUCACGUUUGCAUUCGAGGAGUGUGCCAAGAGAAAAAAGAUUUCCCAAGAGACGAACGGAUAACCACAAGCACCGAUGAGUCCACUGAAGUCACAGAGACGACCACAACGAAACCACCAACAAGACCUACAAGAAGGAGAAUGUUCGCGUGGCGGCACAGGAACAGGAACUAAGCACAUGCACAGAAUAAAUGGCGUUCCAUGGACAUGUGCAAUUUAAUGAAACAAGGU